AUGAGAACUGGCCAAACAGCUGUGAAGGCAAGAGAGAGCUACAACAGGCGAUCGUAUUUCUCAAAGCAGGGCAACAAGAGAGUGAAGCUGGUCAAAAUGAAUCUUUUCUGCAUUUCGCUGGAAGGCUCUAUGGAUAGCUUAUAUGAGCCUAUCCCAGAGCAACAAGCUAACCGAGAAAACACGUCUAGUAGAACUGAUUCUCCUAUCCCACCCUUUGGAGAGAGUGAACAAACACCAAACAAUCUCUUCGUGGGAGUUUCUAAUUUGGAGAAUGCAAAACCAGAAAAGAGAAAGUUAUUCCGGAGAUUUAUGUCUGAAAAUAAAAUAUUUGAAGGAAAAACUGUGAAUGACAAAAUCUGGCAGGAACACAGCAAGCAUAAGAAUGAUUCCCACAUCAGAAGGCCCUGUCAGCUAAAAGAUCUAAAUGAAGAUGAUUUUCUAAGUAACAACAUACAUACUCAUCAAGGAAAAACUCUACAAGGAACUUCCUAUCAGGUGACCUCUGAAUGUUGGAGUCCAUUUCACUAUCAAAGACAUGUUGAGACUACUUUUGAUGAAAUGGCUCAAGAAUUUAUGUAAAGUAACAAAAGAAGAUACUUAUCUAGUCAAAUGUCCCCAAGGAUAUUUGAGGAACGAUGAAUUCCUAUGAUCCACUCCUUCAAUUUAAAGAUGAAGGGCUGAAGUGCAGAGAGGUGAAGUGGCUCACUCAAGUUCACAUAUGGCCAGUCACAAAGCAGAUUUUCAAAGCAGAACAAUCAUUCGUCCACACACAAGGGCAGGUUCUUACUCUAGGUUUUCUUAACAUUUCUUGUGUAUAUGAAAUAAUAAAUACUAGACAAAAAUUUUUUUUACUGUGUAAUUUUCCAUCCAGAGCUCCUCUUCUUGCUAAGAAUCCAAUAGAUACUUAAUGAAAAUUAAUUAAUUUGCAUACUGGCUCUUAAAUUUCCUGUUGUUCAUAAUUUUUGGUCAGCUAGGAGGUGUACCCAAAAAGAGAAAUGUUCUUAUGAGUAGUUCUAGAAACUUCUUCAAAAUUUCAGAGAAGAGGAUAUUACGCAGGAAGUAAGAAAGAUGUGGCUUCUGUGGCCUUUUCUCUUAAAUCAACACAACCCCCAUUUGCAAUUCUGGUUUGUGUAAUCCUGGCAACUCCCAGCUAGUUUGGCAGUGUGUCCACAUUCAAAGACUGACCCGAAGCUAUAGGUCAUUGAGCAAAAAGCAGUCUUGGCUUCCCCUGCAGAAGUGGAGAAAUGGCCGUGACGUUGCAACUUCAUUAUACUAUGGAAAAUUGGGCCUGUGUGGCUUCUGAAAGACUCCUUUCUUUUUUUACUGUGUUCUCAGAGGGCACAUUAUUCCAAAACCAGAAUUACGCACGUCAAAAUCUGCCUGAGAGGAAGGAGGAGCUAGAAUAUUAUAUUAGGACUUGAAAGGGUUUUAGUGUUUAUACAGUGGAAUAAGACUAUUACAUAAAUGGCUUUGUUAGAGAACCUAAAUUAUACUGCUUAGCUUCUUAAAUACCUGCUAAUCCUCUAGCCAAGCACAUUUCUCCUCCCUACUCUCACCUUAUGCAAUCUUUCUCUCCUGUGAAUAGUCAUUGAAUUUUAUUUGUAGUUCUCAUAUGACACACAUCAACUUUUUCCUCCAGAUGUAUUUUUGGCCUGCUGUUCAGAGUGAAUGCAUUUAUUGACCAUACUGACUCUCGGAAGUGAUAUGUGUAAAAUGGUACUAGAACCCCAAAGAGAUCACCUUGCAGUGAGGGGGACAGGAACAGAAACAGAUGACUAUUUUUCUUAAUAUUCAUAUUAAGCAAUGUGCAUCACAGG
This is a messenger RNA of Nomascus leucogenys (northern white-cheeked gibbon), 1817 nucleotides long. RefSeq names its product SAM domain, SH3 domain and nuclear localization signals 1 (gene SAMSN1). Lineage: Eukaryota; Metazoa; Chordata; Mammalia; Primates; Hylobatidae. The record is from RefSeq and is a predicted model, not a curated record. Gene Ontology annotation, molecular function: protein binding.